Vigna unguiculata (cowpea) is the source of this 1275-nucleotide messenger RNA. It is a transcript of the gene MAKR6, whose product is annotated as membrane-associated kinase regulator. NCBI's taxonomy places the organism in Eukaryota, Viridiplantae, Streptophyta, Magnoliopsida, Fabales, Fabaceae. The record is from RefSeq and is a predicted model, not a curated record.
ACAGAGAUGAUAUAUUAAGGGUGUGUGUGUGUGUUUGUGUAUGCAUAUAAGUUAAAAUAUAUGCUGCACAAGAGGAGUGAGUGCUUUUGGUAGCAAUAAACCUCCUUGUAUCCCCUUUCCAUAAAUUGUCAAUUCUUUCCAAGAUCCCUUCUAUACCUUCACAAUACCACAACCAUGGAAACUUCUCACCCUCUUUCUAUUGAAAGCUUCUCAUACAGUUGGUUAGUAAACCUGAGGCCACCAUCACUAGAAAGCCUUGAAGCCUCUCUUAGGACUUCCCUUGAUGCAUCUGAUGAAGCUUCUUUCAUUGAGAUGGACCCAAGAAAACCACCCUCCAAGAGAUUCUUUAAGAACUCACAGGACUCCAAAUUUGACUUCCCAAUUUCACAGUCCCCUCUUACCCUUGUCCAUGCAGAUGAACUUUUUUCCAAUGGCUACCUCAUGCCCCUUUUUGUUGAAUCACUGCAAAUGGAAGAAUAUGAGUUCUCUGAUUCCAACACAAGCCCGGUUUCAUCUUCACAUGCACCACAGAGUCAGGCUCCUACAUGCCCUUCUAGAUGCCUUUCCUUAAAAGGGUGCAGAACAUUAUCAAGGAGAGUCUUUCAGAAGUAUCUCAACUUCUUGAGGCCUCUGUGUAGAAGACUGAGGGGUCACAAAUCAAGCACUGAAACUGCUGCUAAAAGAGGUGUGUCUGUGAAGAAUAGGAGAUACUAUUCAGACACAUCCCCGCGAAUUAGUGUGGCCCUUUCUGCUGAUGAUUGGCGAUACUCUUGUGAUUCUGAAAGCUCAAUAUAUGAGGCAGUUCUUCAUUGCAAAAGAUCCAUUGGUAACGAGAGAAUGAGUUAAGGGAGCUGCAAAAGGGAAGGGAGAAGAUGAAGAUCAAAGAAAAGGGAUUAAACUUAAUCCACUGUCACUGUCACUGUAAAACGUUUUAUACUACGAAGAAAAAAAGAUGACACUUUAUUGUUGUAGCUAAAAGCUUUUACACUUGUUGUGGAAGUUUUAACCAUAUUUUCAGUAGGUGGCAUCUGAUGGUUCACUAAUAUUACAUGCCGGUGGAUUCAAAUCAAAUUUUAGAAAAUAGGGAUAAGAAAGAAUAACAGUCACAUGUGAACUGAAUAUGCAUGAAGCCAAAUUAUCAUCAGCCACUCAUCCUGUCACUAUUCUCUCAUCUGCUUAAAUGGCAAAGGAAAUUUAUUAUAUGUUGUUAGUCAAGCUUUUUGCACUCAAAUCAGUGGAAAAUAAUAAAGACACGGCUCAAUUUUUCUUUCUUCA